AUGCUAGCAACAGUUAUUCUUGUAGGUACGUUUGAUACAAAAGGUGCUGAAUAUGAUUUUGUUCGAACACAGAUCGAUGAGAUUGGUACAUGUUCCAUAUGCCUCAUUGAUGUUGGUCUUCAAUCAAAUAGUAAAACAUUACCAAUUGCUGAUAUUUCAUCAAUGACGGUUUUCAAAGCUGCUGGAGGCGACUGCAAGGCACUAGAGAAACAUGAAAUCCAAAAAUCUGAAGCAUUUCAUUUAAUGACAAAAGGUCUUACAUUAAAAUUAAAUGAACUUUAUGAAUCGAAUUGUCUACAUGGCAUUCUUGCUUUGGGAGGUUCAUGUGGUACGUCAAUCGUAUCUGAAGCUAUACAACAAUCAAAAAUACUACCGAUCGGUUUACCUAAAUUAAUUGUAUCAACGGUAGCUGGAGCAAGUAAUGCUCAUACAGCUGUUGGUUUAAGUGAUGUGACUUUAAUGCAUUCUGUCACUGAUAUUAGUGGUGGAAUUAAUCGUAUUAAUGAACCUAUUUUAGCGAAUGCAGCUGUUGCAAUAGCUGCCAUGGCUUGUCGCUUUCAUUCAUCUGUAAUUCAAUCAAAAGAAGCAAAAUGCGAUGAACCACCUUUAGUUGCUCUUACCAUGUUUGGCGUAACAACACCAUGUGUCAUGGAAGCGAAGAAACAACUCGAAGAACUUGGGUAUAAUACUGUCAUUUUUCAUGCUACAGGAACAGGUGGUCAAAUUAUGGAACGUUUAAUUGAAUCUGGCUUGAUUACUGGUAUUCUUGAUAUUACAACAACCGAAUUAGCUGAUGAACUUGUAGGUGGUAUACUUUCAGCAGGUUCAGAGCGAUUAGAAAUGGCCGGGCGAAAAGGUCUACCGCAAGUAAUUUCACUUGGAGCACUUGAUAUGGUUAAUUUUGGUCCUCGCCAUACAGUACCAAAACAAUUUAGUGAGAACCGUUUGUUAUAUGAACAUAAUUCUCAAGUAACAUUAAUGAGAACAACAAGCGAUGAAUGUACUCAAUUAGGUGAGAUUAUUGCUCAGAAACUUAAUCGACACUGUGGAUCACAUAGAGUAUGUGUAUUUGUUCCUCGUGGCGGAGUUUCUUUAAUAUCAGUUGAUGAUGGCCCAUUUUUUGAUAAACAAGCGGACAAAUGCCUUAUUGAAGCAUUACAUAAACAUGUGGAUACAACAAAAGUUGAGAUUAUUGAACGAAAUGAAUCAAUCAAUGAUCCAGCAUUUGCACAUGCUAUGGUUCAAGCAUUACAUGCUCAAAUGCAGUACAAACCACUCUAUAAAAUUCAUGCUACUGAAUCGAUUUCGGCGAAAAGGAUGACAAAACCACGAAACCGUCGUGAAUGUCUAGAUCGACUGAAAUCUGUCAUAGAAGAAGGUCGGAUUAUAAUUGGUUCAGGAGCUGGAAUCGGUUUAUCAGCAAAAUGUAUUGAAGAAGGUGGCGCUGAUCUUCUUAUAAUUUAUAAUUCAGGACGAUAUCGUAUGGCUGGUAGAGGCUCAUGUGCUGGUCUUCUCUCUUAUAGUGACGCCAAUGCCGUUGUUCUUGAAAUGGCUGGUGAAAUAUUACCUGUCGUACGACAUACGCCUGUUCUUGCAGGCGUUUGUGGCACUGAUCCGUUUCGACUGAUGCCUCAAUUUUUAAAACAAAUUAAAGAAACCGGCUUUAUAGGAGUACAGAAUUUUCCUACUGUUGGCCUUAUUGAUGGUCAUUUUCGACAGAGUCUUGAAGAAACUGGCAUGGCUUAUGAACAAGAAGUUGAAAUGAUUCGGCAAGCUCAUCUGAUUGGUUUAGUUACUGCACCAUAUGUAUUCAACGAAGAAGAAGCUCGACUGAUGACAAAAGCUGGUGCAGAUAUUAUUGUUGCACAUAUGGGUGUUACAACUAAAGGUGCUAUUGGAGCUAAAUCUUCAUUAACAUUAGAUGAAUGUAUCGAACGUAUUCAAUCUAUUCAUGAUGUUUGUAUUCAAAUUAAUCCUCAAGUUAUUGUUCUCUGUCAUGGUGGUCCAUUAGCUGAACCAAAUGAUGUGCAAUAUAUUCUUGCACGAACACAUGGUAUUCAAGGUUUCUUUGGUGCAUCGAGUAUGGAACGAUUACCAACAGAAAUUGCAUUGGUAGAAAAUACAAAACGUUUUAAAGAAUUACAACUCUCGAAACAGAACUAA
Molecule: messenger RNA, 2163 nt
Organism: Rotaria socialis
Lineage: Eukaryota; Metazoa; Rotifera; Eurotatoria; Philodinida; Philodinidae
Source: the annotation of a GenBank genome assembly